This is a messenger RNA of Ostertagia ostertagi, 429 nucleotides long. Lineage: Eukaryota; Metazoa; Nematoda; Chromadorea; Rhabditida; Trichostrongylidae. The record is from the annotation of a GenBank genome assembly.
AUGGUCUACAUAGUGUUGGACUAUGAUGUCCUCAUUCAACGACUAAAAACCGUUUGCCCUCUUGUCAAUUCCACUUCGCUCAUUGCCGUGAUACCAUCUUUUGUUCUGCGGAAAUUGGAUGCAAACAAGAACCUUUGUGCCGAAGCUCGACCAGCGAUCAGAAUGUGUGAAAUGUGGCAGACUCGGGGUCGUAUCAGGGUUGUCGAAGCGACCUCCCAUACAGAAUGCUGCACAAAUCUUGCAGAAUCUGUGACAGCAUUCGGUGAUGUUAAUGGAGAAUCGCCCACACAUGCUAUGGUUGCGUUGCUUGUCGAGGAUCUGGAAAGCUUCCAGGACAUGCGAAUUCCAUCGGUCGCCAUCUACCACAUUGAGAGUUUUUUCGAGCGCUGGAACAAAGGAUCGUCGUCGUCGGCUCGGCGAACGCGUUAG